Messenger RNA from Cherax quadricarinatus, 853 nucleotides. The record is from RefSeq and is a predicted model, not a curated record. NCBI's taxonomy places the organism in Eukaryota, Metazoa, Arthropoda, Malacostraca, Decapoda, Parastacidae.
UGGAGGGUGGCUUCCUCAGUUGUUAUUGGAGUGCUGAGGAGGGAGGACGUACCCACUCCGCUCUCCUCUUAUACCUGAUGUCUACCAGUGGUCAUAGUGACGGAUCAUUUUCUCGUGUGUAAACCUUCUCAAGGAAGGGAACUUUGAAUGGUGUGGAGGUGAGGUGUGCAGGUGUGGCCUACUGCAGCAGCUGCCACACACCUGCUUAUACCCACACCUACCUUCAAGGGCAAGUGCAUGGAUGCUCUUGACGGGUUCUUGAUGCAAGGUAUUGGAGCUACUCUUGCCUUUCCCGGAUCGAACCUGAUUACCACAAAUUCUUCAGACGCUGUGUGACCCUUACGAGCUGUGGCAAUACCUGGCUCGUCAGUACCUGCGUCAACCUGACUCAUCAGUAGGUGGGUCUACCUGACUCACCAGUAGGUGGGUCUACCUGACUCAUCAGUAGGUGGGUCUACCUGACUCACCAGUAGGUGGGUCUACCUGACUCACCACUAUGUCUUCCACACUGCCUCGAACUCGAAGUGUGAGUGCUGCUUCCUCAUCGUCCUCCAGCGCUGCCUCAGCCACCAAGGAGCGGGUUCGUCCGGUAUCAGUGUGCGACGCAACGUGGGCGGCCAAGAUGUCGGGUUCAGAGGGUGGUCAGCAGCAGCAGCAGCAGCAGCUGCUGGUGCGGACACCGUCACAAGCCAACAAUCUGUGCACAACGGUGCCACAGAGCCUGGUGGUGCAGACGCUGGGUGGGCGACAUACACCCACCAGAAGCAGCCUCAGGCACUCACGCAUGAUCGUACUAGCCAAGAAUGGUUACCAAUGGAUGAAUAGUGAAACAGGAUCCAGGAGGCAACAUUAA